Messenger RNA from Ostrea edulis (European flat oyster), 1472 nucleotides. RefSeq names its product complement C1q tumor necrosis factor-related protein 4-like. The record is from RefSeq and is a predicted model, not a curated record. The transcript is spliced from 7 exons. Lineage: Eukaryota; Metazoa; Mollusca; Bivalvia; Ostreida; Ostreidae. Gene Ontology annotation, molecular function: protein binding. Bases 94 to 1440 code for a protein of 448 amino acids.
GUGGCAUUGAAGUCUUAUCAGUGACCUCGUGGGCUUUAUAUCUGCCAGUCACUACGGAAACACUCAACUGCAGACUAACUUCACGGCAGCACGAUGUCCGCGAUGUGGAUCAGCAUACUAUUAAUAGUCCCAAUAGUGGUACAAAGUCAGGAUCCGCUUAGCUCCCAGAUUCAAAGCGCCUUCACAAAAGGGCAGACGACAAAUCUUCACUUGACGAAGGGAGAACAACUUCCUUUCAACACGAAAAUCACAGCGAUUGGAUCUAACUUUGACAAUGGAACAUUUGUUUGCCAGACCCCCGGGCUGUAUUCUUUUACCUUUUAUGGCCUCACUGAAAAGAACUGGGAACUUUGGUUGGAAAUGAUGAAGAAUGACGAGUUAAUUGCAUCAAUUUAUGCUUACACCUAUGCUGACUAUGCGGACGCCGGAAACGCGGCCAUCUUACAUUUAAAUGCCGGAGACAGAGUUUACUUGAAGGCCCAUGAUGACUACGACCAGACACUGUAUGGAGCAGAUGGCGAGAUCUACACAACAUUUACUGGAGAACUCCUGUUCGCUGAUGAUACUGAACUGGAUGCAGUUAAUUCGUACGGAGCGGUGGGUUUCUCUGCGGUGAUGACUCUCAAUGCUUCAAUUAGUGACGGAUCUGCUGUCAUCUACGACAAAGCCAUCACGAAUCUCGGCAGCGGAUAUGACGCAACCACUGGAACCUUUACUGCUCCAGUUGAAGGAACUUAUGUCUUCCACUUCCAUGCAUUGUCCCAUUCUGAUGAGGAAGCCUGGCUGGAACUCUUCCACAACACGCAGUACGUGGUAGCGUCGUACGGGUACACGUCUGGUUCUUACGCUGAUUCAGGCAACAGUGCCGUCAUCCACCUUAAGAGAGGAGAUACUGUCAAGGUCAAGGCCAGGCCUGGAACUGACGUCAAGCUCUAUGGAGACAUGGAUGAAUAUUACACCACCUUCUGCGGAGCUCUUUUGUCACCUACUGUUCAUGGUCAAGGUCAUGGUGGACAACAGGAAGUGGCCUUCUCAGUCGGUCUGACCCAUAACGAAGGCUCAAGUAACGGCCCCAAAGUGGUGUUUGACCGAGUUUUCAGCAACCUUGGACAAAGCUUUGAUAUCAACACCGGCACUUUCACAGCCCCAGUAAGUGGUGUGUACGCCUUCCAUUACCACGUUCUGGCCCAGAGCGGACAAGAAGCUUGGGUGGAACUGUACCAUAACUACGUGUACGUCAACUCUCUAUAUGGUCACACUUCCGGAAGUUAUGGACCCGGAAGUAACUCUGCUGUUCUUGAACUGGUUGCCGGGGAUACGGUUUACCUGGACAUUAAGCAUCAUACGUCUUUCCUGUACGGAGGCGGAGAUGAAGUCUACAGCACCUUCUCUGGUUAUCUCUUGUUUCCUGUAGCGAGCCACCACCCUGUUGUUGGAUGAAAGAUCUUAUUUUAGUAAAGUAUUUAUAUCAA